AUGAUCAAGGAGCUGAUCCUUCCCGCCGACAUGAAGAAGCACGAUGAGCUGUCCGACCUGAAGGCCGCGCAGAAAAACUACCUGGCCCACGAGCGAAUGAUCGCCGUGCGGCAAAGUUUGUGGGAUGCAAUAUCCAACAACAAGGCCAAGACGGCCAAGCUGACUAAGCUGAAGGCCGCGCAGGAGGUGGCAGAGGCUGAGCGUGAUACACUAAGUCAGAAAAUGGCUCGGGCUAAAGAAGACAAGCAGAGGGCCGUUCAGCUGACAAAGGCUCGCUACCUCGCCGAGCUGCGAAAGCUUCGGGAUGCCCACAAAGCCAAGAGGGACAAGGCAGUAGAUGAUGCUGAAGACUGCGGGUAUGCAGAGGUUGGCCUUGGUCAAGACGCCGAGAUGUUCCAAAACCCGCCUGCCGCCUACGUCCCAGCCUAUAUGCAAGCCUACGCUAGCGCCGUGCAAAAAAGACUUAUUGAAGAGGCGAAGAAGGCAGCUGAGGAAGAGGCAUCCGCCGUACAACCAGCCGAGCCAAAUCCCCCCGAAGCUUCUGAAGGGGCUGAGGACCGUGAGGCGGAGCAAGAGGUUGUCGCGGUUGCUGAUGCCGAGACAGAAGAUGCCAAGGUGGGCCUGGCCGAACAAAAUGUCCUUCUAGAUUUAGAUUGA
Molecule: messenger RNA, 657 nt
Organism: Camellia sinensis
Lineage: Eukaryota; Viridiplantae; Streptophyta; Magnoliopsida; Ericales; Theaceae
Source: RefSeq, a predicted model, not a curated record